AUGUCUUUGAAGCUCGGCGAUACCUUCCCAAACUUGUCGAUGAAGACGACAUGGGGAAACUUGAAUCUUUAUGACUACCUCGGAGAGUCUUGGGGUAUUCUUUUUUCGCAUCCAGCUGAUUACACUCCAGUUUGCACCACCGAACUUGGAGCCGCCGCCAAGUACGCGCCAGAGUUCAAAGAGCUCAACACAAAGUUGAUUGGGCUCUCUAUUGAUACCAUGGCCGAUCACGAAGGAUGGAUCAAAGAUAUCCAAGACUACAACAAACUCGAAGGCGGCUUUCCCUUCCCUCUUAUCUCAGACGACCGAACAAUCGCCACCCAACUUGGCAUGCUUGACCCCGACGAGCUUGACUCCACUGGAACUCCUUUGACCGCCAGAGCUGUAUUUGUCAUUGGACCAGACAGAAAACUCAAACUCUCUCUCCUCUACCCUGCCACCACUGGUCGAAACUUUGACGAAAUUAUUCGCGUUGUUAAAUCUCUUCAAUUAACUGCCCUCCACAAAGUAGCCACACCUCAGAACUGGAAGUCAGGCGACAAGUGCAUGGUUGUUCCAUCGUUGACCGAUGAGCAAGCGACGAAGCGAUUCGCAAAGGGCUUCGAAAAGGCCUCUCUUCCAUCUGGAAAAGGAUACAUCCGCUUGACCCCGGACCCGAGCCAGAGUUGA
Molecule: messenger RNA, 669 nt
Organism: Oikopleura dioica
Lineage: Eukaryota; Metazoa; Chordata; Appendicularia; Copelata; Oikopleuridae
Source: the annotation of a GenBank genome assembly